Lachancea lanzarotensis is the source of this 615-nucleotide messenger RNA. It is a transcript of the gene CBC2, whose product is annotated as LALA0S13e02784g1_1. Gene Ontology annotation, biological process: mRNA cis splicing, via spliceosome. The record is from RefSeq and is a predicted model, not a curated record. The transcript has a single exon. Lineage: Eukaryota; Fungi; Ascomycota; Saccharomycetes; Saccharomycetales; Saccharomycetaceae. Gene Ontology annotation, molecular function: RNA cap binding. Gene Ontology annotation, cellular component: nuclear cap binding complex. The coding region runs from base 1 to 615 and encodes 204 amino acids.
AUGUCUUUGGCGGAAUUUGACGACAUACACUAUGAACACUCGACUUCGCGGCUGGAUGUGCCUUCGAAUUAUCUGAUGAAGAAAGCACGCCGAAAUCCCAAUGGGCUGGAUGAACUUCGCAAAUCCAUGAGAUCUGCGACAAUAUAUGUGGGGAAUCUUUCUUUUUACACUUCUGAGGAGCAGAUAUACGAACUUUUCAGCAAAUCCGGCACUAUCAAACGCAUCAUCAUGGGACUGGACCGUUUCAAGUUCACGCCGUGUGGGUUUUGUUUUGUGAUUUACACCACACCUGAGGAGGCCCUAAAUGCAGUGAAAUAUCUAUCAGAGAUGAAACUGGACGACCGUAACAUAUCAUUGGACCUGGAUCCCGGUUUUGAAGAUGGGCGUCAGUUUGGACGCGGCAAGUCCGGUGGCCAGGUGAGCGACGAGCUGCGGUUCGAAUUUGACGCUUCAAGAGGCGGCUUCACAGUGCCGUUGGUGGAUCGUAUUGGCACCAACCACACGCACAAUUUCGGGGCACGUCGUGUGCGAGACACGUAUAUUCCCGGUCAGGAUCAAGAGGAAGUACCCGAGGAUGAGGACGAGGAACCAGACAACUACGUGCCGGGCGAGUGA